AUGGGAACAUUCAUUAAAACACAAUUGUCACAAUUAGAUCGAAUCUUACAAUUGGAAAAAGAACAAGAAGACCCAAGUAUAAGAAUGGGAAUAAGACAAUUGAAACAACGAUUAGAAAGCAUGGAAACAAAUUAUAAAUAUGUUUCCCAAUUAACAAAACAACAAACUAAUGAACAUAUCCAGGAGAUUGAAAAAGUCACAAAUAGAAAAAUAGCAGAAGCCGAAACAGCAGAAGACAAAAAGGCUUAUCUAUAUAAAACAAUAUCUGCAUUAACAGAAACUAAAGAUGCUAUUCUCUGGAAAAAGAGAGACCUAGUAAAAGACUUAGAAGAAGAAUAUGG
Racocetra persica is the source of this 341-nucleotide messenger RNA. Lineage: Eukaryota; Fungi; Glomeromycota; Glomeromycetes; Diversisporales; Gigasporaceae. The record is from the annotation of a GenBank genome assembly.